Molecule: messenger RNA, 1002 nt
Organism: Rotaria sp. Silwood1
Lineage: Eukaryota; Metazoa; Rotifera; Eurotatoria; Philodinida; Philodinidae
Source: the annotation of a GenBank genome assembly
AUGUCUUCGAAUGAUACAAGUAUUGUUCAACUUCAAUUAGUUACUAAAUAUAUAGCUUUUGCAGUUGGUUUUCCAGUACUUAUAAUUGGCAUUGUGGGUAAUCUUAUGAAUAUUAUUGUGUUUCUUAGUUUGGGUAAUUAUAAAACAAAUGCAAGUUCAUUUUAUAUGCUUGCUAAAUCAUUUUUUGAUUUAAAUGUACUUAUUAUUGGUCUGAUUGGUCAUAUUAUAAUUCAAGGUUUUCGUUCAUAUGCUGUGACAAGUGGAAGUUGGUGUAGAUUUCGUAUUCCAUUAUUAUAUAUAAAUUCUCUUUGUUCUUACACUUGUCUUUGUUUACAAUCAAUUGAUUCAUUUUUAUGUUCUUCUCAAAAUACGAUCUUACGUCAACAAAGUACUGUUCGACGAGCUCAUUAUUUAGUUAUUGGAUUUUUAUUUGUUUGGAUUUGUAAUGAAGCUCCAUAUUAUUUUAUGCAACAAGUUAAUUUCAUACCCAAUUGGAGAUGUCAAACAACAAAUACAAUCUAUGCACAAUAUCGAAGUUAUUUUACGAUAUUAGGAUUAUCUAAUAUUAUUCCGAUUUUAAUAAUCAGUUUAUUUGGAUAUCUUUCUUAUCGAAAUAUGCAUAGAUUACAUAUAAAUCAACGUACAUUUUCUAUUUUUAAUAGACAAACAAUAAAAAUGGCUUUAUUCACAAUUUCUAUUGUCUUAAUGUUUCAAGCUCCAUAUACGAUUGCACAAAUCUAUUUUACUUCUACAGUAAAUAUUGCUAAAAGUAUUUAUCGUCAAACACAAGAACAAUUAGCAAAUGUUUUUUUCUUUAUUUAUGCUUAUAAUACAAAUGCAAGUUCUUUCUAUUGUUAUUGUGCAGCUUCGAAACGAUUUCGACAACAAGUUCUACAAGUAUUCAACAAAUUGACAAUUAACCAAAGAAGAAAUCGGAUUAUUCCAUUUAAUCAAACUGGCCGUAUACUUACUCCAAAAUCGUCAUUUCGUUUGGGAAAAUGA